AAAUAUGGAUGUCUUUGAAUCUAAACCAAAAGAUAAGUUUUCUCUCGGCGCAAGUGAAGAAUACGGAUGACGUGUCAUGGACUAGUAGACAAAAUAAAUGGGGAAAAAGAGGAAGGACAAUUCUUAUAGCGACCUUGCUAAGUCUGGAGUCAAGACAUAUGGAGUAUAACCAGAUUUAGCUGUGCAUAAGUUUGGACCAUCUCAAAUGGCAAGGCCUCAGGUCACCAUCACUUUGGGCCGCUCUGGUCAAGUGGUUAAGCGAUCAUCAGCUUCUCAGGGUAAUGGUUUCAGUCAACAGUCAUCGUCAAGAGGCAAAAGGUCAUUAGGAGAGACCUAUAGGACUGACUCUGAGGAUCCUACCAAAUCCCUUCGUAAACGUGUGCGAGGGGAUAAAGAUGCAGGAGGUUCCAGAUAUGGCAGACAGAAUGGUGCACGCAUUGGGAAAAAUGACCUCCGACUGAAACUAACGCACAGAAGAAGGCAAAGGGAAAUUCUUCUGCAGAUUGAAGAAAGAAAAAGGGAGCAGCAUAAGAGGAUGACAAGAAGUGUUCAAUCUGCAGAACAAUCUCACAGGAGGCUUGUCACCAGCAGCCAACCGUCGUCAGGAGCUAGCGAAUUGCUUCAGAUAGAGGCAAUUAGAUCCUCCUAUACAUCACAAACUGCUGGUGGUGUUAGACCAAGAUCCCCUUAUAGACUUGCAAACGAUUCUAAAGAACUCUCUUCUUCAAGGAAUAUCACUGCAGCUCAGCAUGUACCAUCAGUAAGGCCAGCUGAAGCUUCAAGAAUGGUUCAUAUGGCGGGAAAUGACCUCAUCGACUCUUCUCAGCUAAAAGUCCUUACCCCUGUGACCAUGAGGUCACCACUGGCUGCCAGGAAUCCAUUGACAGGUCUUCCCUCUGCAAAUGGAAGCAUGCUACAAAGCCCAUAUCCUGAUCAACCUCCUGUGACCGUAGCCAGUCUAUUAAAUUCGCUCGGUUUGGGGAAGUACGCUAUCCACUUUCAAGCCGAGGAGGUAGACAUGGCUGCACUGAAGCAAAUGGGGGACCGUGACCUGAAGGAACUAGGGAUACCAAUGGGACCCAGGAAGAAGAUUCUACUGGCUAUGCUUUCCCAAACUAGAAGGCCUGUGUAAUAUGGUAGUUUUAUGUGUUCAAUGCAAUGCUCCUCUAUUGUUUUUAAGCUGAAGUUAUCAAACUGGCUGUUCUUGGGAAAUGUAUAUAAAGGGUAGCGGUAAAAUGCUCGAGUAUUGGAAGAAUGUUUGUUGUAUAAAAGACAGUAUAUAACAGUGAAAUUAUCUCUUUCGUUUAAAUGUUUGUUGUAUAAAAGACGGUAUAUAACAGUGAAAUUAUCUCUUUCGUUUUUGGGGCGAGGCUGA
Molecule: messenger RNA, 1375 nt
Organism: Solanum tuberosum (potato)
Lineage: Eukaryota; Viridiplantae; Streptophyta; Magnoliopsida; Solanales; Solanaceae
Product: protein bicaudal C homolog 1-like
Exons: 8
Coding region: 206-1132 (308 amino acids)
Molecular function (GO): protein binding
Source: RefSeq, a predicted model, not a curated record